AUGGCGGAUCACUCUCGAAUUGCUUCAGGUCCUUCUCUGCCAAGGUCUUCUCCACAACUUUACUCUCGUCAGGGAAACUCAUCUUCUUGUUCCCAGACAUUAGCCAGUUACUUAGCUGAUUCUGGAAAAGAAGAGGACUGGGAAGGUGUCCAUGGGAAUGAACUGAUCUUUGCCUUAGAUGAUGAAGAAGCGGCAACUCCUGAUGCAGAAAAUCCAUUUUCUCUGUGUGGAGAUACUGGGAAACAUGAAGUCCCCCAAGCAGAGCCCAUCUUCCACGUGCCACCUCCUUUCCCAGUAUCACCUGAAACGGAUUUCUUGCCUCCUCUUCCCGUUUCUAGCUCACCCAACUUCUCACCUCAAAAAUCUGCUGGCCUUGUAAACACUCAAGGUGCCAAACCGCUGAUCAACCUAGUGAAGUCCCUCUCAACCGAAAUUGAGUUGCGUGAAGCCUCUCCCCUCACGCCCCAGCCUUUGUUAAGCUUGGUCAAAUCCAUUUCCACCGAGAUCUCCCGCCUGGAACCUGAGGUGACGCAGUCGAAAUCCGAUUCGAAACUCAAUGUCCACCGGUGGCGGCAGAUCACCCACCCGAAAUGCAAAAAUGGGGACUCCAGGACCGCUCCCUCCUCUCCCAACAUUUCUCCUUCCGAGAGCAAGGGCAGCUUCUUCAAGGCGCAAGAAGCCAAGUUUGAGGACACCAAGAGGCGGUUUUCCGAAGCCAUGCAGGAACCCCUGAGCAGGCUCAGCAAAAUCAUGGGGGACGAGAACAGCGCCGCACCAAAGCCCAAAGCCCCGCUGCCUGGCAGCCACGCCUGCGAUGUCCUUGCCGGCCACAGCGGGGAGUCCACCCUCCUGGAGGCCAGGGAUGGAUGCCCCGGUCGGGGGACUGACCGGCCCGGCCCGCCAUCCGGGAGGGAGCCUGGGGAGCUGUGCUUUUCCGCGGAGCAGAAGUGGGCGCCCUGCAUGAGCUGCCGGUAUGAGAUUUGCUCCGAGGGCGACGUCAUCCGGGUGGUGGAGGUGGCUCAGGACAAGGCCGGCGGCACGGGCGGAGGAAGGGCCCUUGGGCCCCUGGGUGUCCCCCGCCCCACCAAGCCUUGCGGCAGAGUGCCCUGCAAAGCCCUCGCCUGCAUCGCCAUCCUGGCCUACAACUACUUCGUGCUGCCUUUGCCUCCUUACGUCUCGGGCCUUUUCCUCGGCGCGCUAUGCGGGUUCAUGCUGGGCUUCCUGGGUAUUCUGCUCCUGGUGCCCAAGCACCCGCUGUCUCCACGGAGGAUGCGGCCCCCUCGGGGCAAGCUGCCGUCGGGGCAGCUGCAAGAGCUCCACGUGCUUAAGGGGUGGAUGAAUGAGAUGUACUUCUACGACCCUGAGCUCUACCACCCGUCGCUCACCCAUUCGGUGUUCGUGACCCUGGAAGGCUCCAACGUGACGCUCUCCUAUCCCAAGAGCAACAUUCCCCGGCGGGCCACCUUUGAGGAGGAGGUCUUCGACGUGGCUUUUGUGAAUCACCGUCAUUACGACAUGAGUGGCGCGAAGGUCUUCCUCUUCCCUCCUGGGCUGGCCCGGAAGAGGAUGUGGAACAAGAAGUACCCCGUCUGCAUUCUCUUCCCCAACCAAGUGGACCCGAGUGGCAAAGGGCCCUUGGCCUCUCCAGGAGAGAAGCGGCAGGACCCAAGCCCGGAGAGCCCCCCUGCGCAUCCCUCCGAGCCCCAGGAAAGAACGCUUUACCUCUUUGGCAGAACGGGGAGGGAUAAGGAGGAAUGGUUCCAGCAUCUCGCGAUGGCUUCCCGGGCGGGACGUUGCACAGCACCCAGUACUAUCGCAGGUGAGAGCCCCCCAAAAAGUCCUGCCACGACAGCCCUGCUCAGCUCUUCCCAGUCCAAAGCUGCGGCUUCCUGUCAUACUGGGAAGGGGCGAGAUGCUAUGCACACCCCCAAGCUGCUUCGGUCCUCCGGAGACGCCCUGGGCAUUUGCCCCUCAGAGCUCUGUCCAGAGUCAGGUUUAAACCAGCUCAGCCCCCCUGGGAAGGGGCCGUGCAGCAGUGGCAAUAGCAGCCGAGAAAGCACGGAAGAGCUCCGCUCUGCCAUCAAGCCCAAGGAACUUGCUGUCAACCUCAGAGAGAAGGUCCUGCUGGAUUACCACACAUACAUGUCCCAAAUAGUCCCUCCGGGCAAUAGUGCCAGCCCGUCGGAGAGCCCAUGCGCCAGCACGGCAGGAAGCCCCACACCAAGGAAGUUCCUUGAGGAAGCAAUGAACAGCCGUGAAAUCCACAUGGCCUGGGUCAACGCAGUGCUCGGCCGAAUGUUUUGGGACUUCUUGAGGGAAAAAUAUUGGGCAGACCACGUUUCAAACAAGAUUCAGAAGAAAUUGGGCCGAAUUAAGUUGCCGUACUUCAUGAACGAGCUCACGCUGACGGAGCUAGACAUGGGCUCCUCCAUCCCACGCGUCCUCAGUGCUUCCAGCCCGACCCUCGACAGCCGAGGGCUCUGGCUGGACAUGGACAUGACCUACAGUGGAUCCCUACAGAUGAGCCUGGAGACAAAACUGAACUUGUACAAACUGGGCAAAGAAACCCUGGGAGAGGAGACUACGAAAGCGGGCAGCAGCACGGACGGCAUGAAGCCCCACUGGGUCUUACUGGCCGACAGCGAUGCCGAGUCCUCCAGUGCCGGUUCCUCGGAUGAGGAAGACGUUCCCACCAUGGAGCCCUCCAGGAGCGCAGGAGAGAGGAGCACGCCUCCUGGGGCUGAAGGCCACAUCAGUGGCAACAGCACCGGCCGGAAGAUCCUGCGCUUCGUGGACAAGAUUGCCAAGUCCAAGUACUUCCAGAAGGCCACCGAGAACGAGUUCAUCAAGAAGAAAAUAGAGGAAGUGUCCAACACGCCGUUGCUGCUGACCGUGGAGGUCCAGGAGCUGACAGGAACGUUGGCUGUGAACAUCCCCCCGCCCCCGACGGACCGCGUCUGGUACAGCUUCCGGGUCCCACCACAGCUGGAUCUGAAGGUCCGGCCAAAGCUAGGAGAACGAGAGGUAACCUUCAUUCACAUCACCGAAUGGAUCGAGAAGAAGCUGCAGCAUGAAUUCCAGAAAAUCCUAGUGAUGCCAAAUAUGGAUGACCUCAUCUUACCCCUCAUGCAUUCUGGCCUGGACUCCCAGCUGCCCGCGGAGGGGCCCCAGAAGGAAUUCCCAGGAGAGCACGCAGAGCACUGUUAA
Molecule: messenger RNA, 3207 nt
Organism: Varanus komodoensis (Komodo dragon)
Lineage: Eukaryota; Metazoa; Chordata; Lepidosauria; Squamata; Varanidae
Product: testis-expressed protein 2-like
Exons: 13
Coding region: 1-3207 (1068 amino acids)
Cellular component (GO): endoplasmic reticulum
Molecular function (GO): lipid binding
Source: RefSeq, a predicted model, not a curated record